AUGCCUCCAAAUCCGGAUCUCCCUGUUAAACCUCUUGGUCGACGCUUCUCUCAAUACUAUGUGCCGAUCCCUGUCUAUAUCGGUCUAGAUGUAGAACCUGACCUUGAGCAUGGAAAAUGUGGAUACGCUAUCUCUGUACACGAUGGCUCAUAUACAACCGAUUACUACUCUGGCACAUUUGAAAUCGACUGCAAGGGUAAAUGUAAGGAGCAUUGUAUGUUUGAUGGUGUAAACAAGCUACUCGAGGUGGUGCGUGUAUUUGCAAUGGCUCAACAUUACAAGAUCCAAAUUAUUGCCAUUUCUCGAAGUCUCAGCGAAGCUAUCUAUCACGCACAACCAGCUGAAGGCCCUAGUGCAGCAAGCAUGUUUUGGCGUGAGCUCGAUGCCAUUCCUUUUCAUGUAACUACGAAUGCUGAAAGUUCAGAUGAAAGGGCUUCUGCAGCUGUACGUAAAGCUGUCAUGUGGCUAUCACCACAGUAUCCUGGCAACCUGCCACGUGUCUCCGUUGGAUACCGCCAUGAAGUUGAAGUGGAUUUCAAUGGAUUGAUUCGAUUGGUUGAUCUUAUCGAUUAUAAAAGAACGGUUUGCAGUGACACAUGGCGUGUAAUAAUGGAUAUGGUUACCCAAUACAAGGAUCGCAAGCUGCGACUCUGUUUCUUUAACUCGACUCCUCAAGGCGGUGGAGUGGCGUUGAUGCGUCAUGCUCUUCUUCGACUUUAUCGCUUAUUGGGUGUGGAGGUUCAUUGGUAUGUGGCGCGCCCCAAACCAGAGGUGUUUGACAUUACCAAAAGAAAAUUCCACAAUGUGCUGCAAGGCGUCGCUCCACCUGAUGUUCGGCUCAAUGACAGGGACAAGCAAAUAUUUAUCGAUUGGUCAGACGACAAUGCGGAGCGUUUCUGGCUCAAGCCGGGUGGCCCAAUUGGGAAUUCCGAUGUCAUUGUUAUUGAUGAUCCACAACUGGUUGGCGUGAUCCCUCAUAUCAAGAAGCAUGCACCAAAGACACGCAUCAUUUUCAGAUCUCAUAUCGAAAUGCGUGCAGAUCUCAUCCGAAAGUACCCUGAUGGCCCACAAGCCGAGACUUGGAACUUUUUAUGGCAGUUCAUUCAGCAAGCAGAUUUAUUUGUGUCCCAUCCAAUGGAGAAUUUUGUCCCUGAUGUUGUGCCACGCCGAGAUGUGGUUCAAAUGCCUGCCACCACGGAUGCCUUGGAUGGUCUUAAUAAGCGUAUUGACGCUUGGUCAACAGAAUACUAUCAAUCAGUGUUCAAUCGUUGCUGCAUGGAUCAAGGAUCCAAUGAAGUCGAUUGGAGCAGACCUUAUAUUGUUCAAGUAGCACGCUUUGAUCCAUCAAAGGGUAUACCAGAUGUACUUGAAUCCUAUCGCUUAUUACGCCAAAAACUCGCUGAUGCUGGUGUUGAUGAAUAUGAUGCUCCUCAGCUCGUUAUUUGUGGCCAUGGCAGCAUUGAUGAUCCUGAUGGCACCUUGAUCUACGAGGACACUUAUCGAAUCCUUCACAAGGCCGACUUUACGGACAUUUGCCCCGAUAUCAUUGUGGCACGUUUACCACCCUCUGAUCAAUUAUUGGAUAUGGUUUUAAGCAAUGCCAAGGUGGCACUUCAAUUAUCUCAUCGUGAAGGAUUUGAAGUCAAGGUCACAGAGGCAUUGCACAAGGGCAUCCCUAUCGUUGCAUACGAAGCAGGUGGCAUCCCCUUACAGAUUGUCAAGGACCAUGAUGGCUUUUUGCUUCCUAUUGGUGAUGUGGAAGGUGUAGCCGAUCGUAUGUUCCAACUCGUUACCAAUCCACAGCUGCAUCGUGAUAUGAGCAAUCAGGCUAAGGCACUGGUCACCGAAGAAUUCUUUACAGUGUGGAAUGCCAUUGGCUGGUUGCACUUGUGCCUCGAACUUACCAACGAGGUGGGACUUGAUGGUGAAAGCAAGGGCAUGGCUGAUGAAGAAGGUACCCUCAAACGUAACUCUGGUCUCGGUAAUAACGUAAAGGUCUCAGACCACUGGCGAAAGAAAUACAAGUAUGCCCCUUCUACCACCACUGCACCCCCUCGUGUUUAA
Molecule: messenger RNA, 2064 nt
Organism: Lichtheimia ornata
Lineage: Eukaryota; Fungi; Mucoromycota; Mucoromycetes; Mucorales; Lichtheimiaceae
Exons: 8
Coding region: 1-2064 (687 amino acids)
Molecular function (GO): glycosyltransferase activity
Source: RefSeq, a predicted model, not a curated record